This is a messenger RNA of Notothenia coriiceps (black rockcod), 1074 nucleotides long. RefSeq names its product neurogenic differentiation factor 4-like. The transcript has a single exon. Bases 7 to 1074 code for a protein of 355 amino acids. Gene Ontology annotation, cellular component: nucleus. The record is from RefSeq and is a predicted model, not a curated record. Gene Ontology annotation, biological process: camera-type eye development; axon development; positive regulation of transcription by RNA polymerase II. NCBI's taxonomy places the organism in Eukaryota, Metazoa, Chordata, Actinopteri, Perciformes, Nototheniidae. Gene Ontology annotation, molecular function: E-box binding; protein dimerization activity; DNA-binding transcription factor activity, RNA polymerase II-specific.
UGUAAAAUGGUAAUGAUGAUUCUAUUUGCACAGCACAUGAAAUUGACAAUCCCUUGUUCUUGUUUCUACAGUACAAUGAUGAUUAAGCCAUAUGUAAGACAAGGCGAGGGAGAGGAGGCCGCCAGCCCUCUGCAGUGGGUGGACGGAGACAUGAGCUCGCCUGAUGGAGACGCAUCAGAUUCAUCACACCACUACAGAGAUGGAGGAGAUGAACAGGACAGGGAGCUGGGGAGCGAGGAUGCUCAUGAAGAAGAUGAGGAGGAUGACGAGGAGGGACAGGGGGAUGAAAACGAGUCCAAACGACGUGGGCCAAAGAAAAAGCGCAUGACAAAGGCCCGGCAGGAGCGCUUCCGUGUGAGGCGAGUCAAGGCUAACGCCAGGGAGCGCUCCCGCAUGCACGGCCUGAACGACGCUCUGGAGAGCCUGCGCACCAUCAUGCCUUGUCACUCCAAAACACAGAAACUGUCCAAGAUCGAGACGCUACGGCUGGCCCGCAACUACAUCUGCGCUCUUUCCGAAGCCCUGGAUGGGGGCAUCUCCACAGAAAGCAGGUCCUUCAUGGACACCCUGUGCAAGGGCCUCUCACAGCCCACCAGCAACCUGGUGGCGGGCUGCCUGCAGCUGGGGCCGGGGUCUGGGCCCGGGAUGAGGCCUGAGGACAGACACAGGGUCCGGGCGGCAGGUGCUCCUCUCGGUGGCGUGGUGGGCUACUCCUCUCCUGGCCUGCCGAGCCCCCCGUACGGCACGUUUGACUCUGCUCACAUGCUUCACCUGAGGGCCAUGAAAGGAGGAGUUUAUGAGAAUCACUCCCCAAAGGAGUAUAAUGGUGGUGGUGUGGGGACCCCUCCGUACGACGGCCCCCCUACACCGCCUCUGAGCAUCAGCAGCAACCUGGUGCCCAAACAGGAGCCUUCACCGCACUACCCCCCUCAACACCACUACUCCCCCUCCCCGGUGGAGCAGGGUCUGUAUCAGACUCAGACUGGCUACGACGUACACUUAGAGGGGCCGUAUGACUCCUACCACCCCCAGCACAUGCCCCCCCGACAGAUCACCUCCGUCUACAGAGACUAA